Rhea pennata is the source of this 3563-nucleotide messenger RNA. RefSeq names its product ubiquitin conjugating enzyme E2 J1 (gene UBE2J1). NCBI's taxonomy places the organism in Eukaryota, Metazoa, Chordata, Aves, Rheiformes, Rheidae. The transcript has 8 exons. The record is from RefSeq and is a predicted model, not a curated record. The coding region runs from base 52 to 1011 and encodes 319 amino acids.
CCGCUGCCGGCGCCGGCAGCGGAGACGUUGCCGAGGGAGGCGCCCGCCGCCAUGGAGGCCCGCUACAACCUCAGGAGCCCGGCUGUCAAACGUUUAAUGAAAGAAGCUGCAGAAUUGAAGGAUCCAACAGAUCAUUACCAUGCACAGCCUUUGGAGGAUAAUCUUUUUGAAUGGCACUUUACUGUUAGAGGCCCUCCAGAUUCAGAUUUUGAUGGAGGAGUUUAUCAUGGGCGAAUAGUGCUGCCACCUGAAUAUCCUAUGAAACCACCAAGCAUUAUCUUGCUGACGGCCAAUGGCAGAUUUGAAGUGGGGAAAAAAAUUUGUUUAAGUAUCUCAGGGCAUCAUCCUGAAACAUGGCAGCCUUCAUGGAGCAUAAGAACCGCUCUACUAGCCAUUAUUGGAUUUAUGCCAACUAAAGGUGAAGGAGCCAUAGGAUCUCUAGAUUACACACCAGAAGAAAGAAGAGCUCUUGCGAAGAAAUCACAAGACUUCUGUUGUGAAAUAUGUGACACAUCUAUGAAGACAGCCCUCUUACCAUUAACGUCAGGAAGUGUGUCAAGCCAGGCAGACAAAGAGGCUAAAGAACUUGCCAGACAAAUCAGCUUCAAGGCAGAAGUCAGUUCAUCCAGGAGGUCUGAUGCUGAACAUUCAAACACGUCAGGAUUGAGCCACUCUGCUGCUUUACCUGAGCCCCAGCAGGAUGGUGUAGCUAGAGCAUUCCAGGAUCCAGCAAGUGCAAUGUCCGAAACUCAGAACAGCAGUGCAACAUCUAGUCAAGAGUGUACUCCUCCUGUGUCCACGAAUACCUCUAUGAGUCCUCGGCAGCGACGUGCCCAGCAGCAGAGGCAGAGAAGGGCUCCAUCUUCAGCUGACUUUAAUCGAGUCCAGCAACCGAGGGUCAAUAUGAACCACACUGGAUCAACUGUUCUGAUCGUCCUUCUGACUUUAGCUUUGGCAGCUCUUAUAUUUCGAAGAAUAUAUUUGACUAAUGAGUAUAUAUUUGAGUUAUAAAGUUCUCUCUUAAGAGCUGUGACUUGAAUGCUUCAUUAAACAAGGUUUUGGGUAUGAUAUGAGAACUGUUUACAAAGGUUACUUUUUGUAUUUACACUUAAGUCAUUAUGAAUGUUAAUGUACGUACAGAUACAUUACUUGUUUAAAAAAAAAGAGAAAGAAAAAAAAGUUGAACAUUUAACUAUAACAAGUGUUAAAUGAGUGCCCACUAGAUAGUUGGAGAAACAAUACAAUCAAAUGGUAAGGUUUAGGCAUGUGUGAGGGGAGUCAGUUUGUGAAUAAUUUAUUAACUAGAAAAAGAAUUUAGGAAAGUGGUUGAUUCACAUUUUAUGAACAUGAAUGCAAAUAAUGACCCCAUCUGAGUUAGUAUAAGGCUUAACAUUGGAGAAGGGAUUUUAAAAUGGAACACUACUGUGUGUUUGUGUUCAGUGAGCUCAUAAUUUACAGAGAAUAAUGUUUUGUAACCACUUUUAUUUACCAUGACACAUUUUGGGGGUUAGGGGAGGAAUGAAUACAAGUAGGUUGAGAAUUUGCUUUCUGUGUGUGAAGGGAAAAGAGAGGAGCAAAGAAAGGGCCAGAAAACUAGUUGUAUUAUUUUGGUUUUUAAUUUUUUGGAAGUAAGAUUAGAUAAUCUUUUGCAAGAUUUGAAUGUCCUCUUCUAAUACUAUCAGUUGUAUAUCUUGCUUUUAAAAUUUUAAGAUUAUAUAAAACUUGUCUAUUCUUGUGAUAGUUAUAAAUAUGUAAUAUAAUUAUUUACCUAGAGCUAUUGUCUUUUAAUUAUACUAUAAAUAUACAUAAUGCAUUAAACUGAAUGUUUCAUAUUUGGGUUUAUUUACUAAAGAAAAUUUAAACCGUAUCAUACUUAAACUCAUAUAUAUGAACAUGCUUAAGAGAAAUAUUUAUUAAAGCCUUGGUAGUGAUAAACUGUUUCAACCCAGUCUUCAGUUAUGUUUCAAAUACUAAAUUUAAUCACAUUCGGGACAAGAAGCAACGGGCACAAACUGAACCACAGGAAGUUCCACCUGAACAUAAGGAAAAUCUUUUUUACUGUGAGAGUGACGGAGCACUGGAACAGGUUGCGCAGAGAGGUUGUGGAGUCUCCUUCUCUGGAGAUACUCAAACCUUGCCUGGACGUGGUCCUGUGCAACGUGCUCUAGGUGACCUUGCUUGAGCAGGGGAUUGGACUAGAUGUUCUCCAGCGAUUCCUUUCAACCUCAACCAUUCUGUGAUUCUGUGCGAUUCUGUGAUCACGUGUUCUUGUUUGUUUUGUUUCUGUGAUUUUUUUUUUUUUAAUAUAAAAUCAAUAAUGAACACAGAGACUUUGUGUAUUAUGAACGUGUGGUGACAUAUUCAUGAAUGCUGUGAAAUCAUAUAUUCAGGCAAUAGACUUGAAAUUGUUAAGGCUCAAAAAAAAUCUGUGAAUUUUUUAAAAGUACUGCAGUAAUGUGGAAGAAAGCAAUCAGUGCCAUAAUUUUCCUCUUGUAUUAUUAUUCUGAUUUCAAUGUACUGUAAUAUGUUUAUGUAAAAGACAACAGAGUUUAGCUGAUUUUCAUUUUGCUAUUGUCACAUAUGCUAGCAGUGACUUAAGCUAGGUUCUCAUCCUAUUUCUCAGCAAAUAUUUAUUGAGUACCUACAACUCUCCUAAAUUUUAUUGAAUAUGGCAUGUAUUAGAAUGUUUUGAAACAUUAAAGUAGCUAUAACAAGUUUUAAAAAUAAUUGAAGCCCAUCAUGUGCCUGAAGGAGACCCUGCUUGUGUUUGGAAACUUAAAAAAAAAAUCGUUUUUUUUUCUUUUUAAGCACUUUAGGACUUGAUAGUCUUUUCAUUUGCAGAUACAGUGGAACAAACAUCAGAAAAUUGAAUAUUUUCUUAAACAGUUCAGGUAAUUCACCAGUUACUUGCACAUUCUGCUGCAGGACAAUUUGGUGACCUAUAUUAAGUGAUGUGUGUUUUUCUGAUUUAUAUAUUUAUUAUGUUAGAAAUGGUUAAAAAUUCUCCGGAUCCCAUAGUUUAAAAUAAAAGUGCUGGUUUUCCUAGUCAGUAUGUUGUUUGAAUGCCCAAACCUGGGCCCAUAGCAGAAUUCUGAAAGAGGUCUGAUCCUAAAGGCAGUUUUCCUGGGUUCUGGCCUCCUUGCUCCUCUCAGAGUUUUACUCUGACUUUGCUUUGCUAUUGCUCGAGAUUCAUUGCUGUGCACAUCAGACCUUUUUUUCCAUAUCUGUACAGCACACUUCUUACUACUAAAGCAGUUAAGUCUUCUGCAGAGAGGCAGUCUAGAUUAUUUUUUUGACUGUACAUUCAAAAGGUAAACUGGUCCCUGAAAACAAGCUCUUCAUUGUAAUUAAAAAAAAUGGUUUUUUUUAAGCUUUUUAUUCGUAUCUCAGUCUUAUAAAAGUUAAAAUACUUAAUUUUGCGAAGACCUGUUUGAAAAAGUGAAUGCUAAUGGUGACUGUCAAGCAAUGUGAAGAGUAUUGCAUGUCUAGAUGUCUUGAGGAUUGCUGUGUUUUAAUUUCCCUUUAAAAAUUAACAGUGAAUAAAAUAAUAAUUUCAGAGGAAA